AUGGACACAAUUCAGUGGGACCUCAUUGAUCUGAGGCCAUGGCACCUCGUUCUCAGUCUCUCCCUACCCUGGUGGAUCCUUUUCUAUCUGAGGAGACGUCGCCAGAAUAAAGCCGAUGAGCUCUUUGGUCAACAGCAUGGAUGCCAGCCCAUCCAGCGGAGAUUGCCGUACAAGUGGCCUCUGGCCUUCGAUGUGUUCAAGAGCCAAUAUGAUGCUCUCGCGCGUGGCAAGCUACUGGCCUACCAAGCCGACUAUUUCCAGCAAUUCCGGGUCGGCCAGACUUUCGAGAUCCGGCUGCUGGGUCGCGUGGGCUACUUUACGAUGGAUCCCAGGAACCUGGAGUCCAUGUUGCAGACGCGGUUUGACGACUGGGAACUCGGAAAUAGCCGGGAUGGACUGCUGCCCAUGAUCGGCACGGGCAUCUUCACCCAAGACGGCCUCGCCUGGAAGCAUUCGCGCCAGCUUCUUCGUCAAGACACCGAGAUCUUUGACCGUCCGAUCGACGACCUCCUCGCCACCCUGCGGUCGUGCCCCGGCGACAUCGUGGACCUGCAGCCGGCCUUUUUCCAAUUCACCUUGGCCACCACCAUCUUGCUCAUCUUCGGGGAGACGUCCGCCGGGGGCCUGGCACCGAGCGAUCACGCCCGGUUUGCCCACGCCUUUGAUUACACCUCGCUGAUCUCGGCCAUGCGGAUGCGGCUGGCGGACUGGUGCUGGGCGUACAGUCCCCGAGCCUAUCGGGACGCCUGCGGGGUGAUCCGCCAGUAUGCCACCCACUACGUGAGCCAUGCGCUGGACGAUAUGCGAGCGAACGGAGAGGAGAAGGCGGCCCCGCGCCAUCCAUUCAUCCUCGACCUCCUGAAGGAGCUCCGCAGCCCCGAGCUGGUGCGGGAUCAGCUCCUGAAUGUGUUGAUCGCGGGGCGAGAUACGACGGCUUGUCUGAUGUCGUGGGCGUGCUAUCAAUUAGUCCGCCACCCAGCAUCCCUUGAGCGUCUUCGCCAGGAAAUCCAUUCGACCACCAAGGGUGAAAAGCAGUUGACUCGAAGCCAAAUCAACAAGAUGACAUAUCUGCGAUACGUUCUUAAUGAAACCAACCGCCUAUACACUCAGAUCCCCAUGAACGUGCGCCUCGCCCGACGAACCACCUACCUCCCCCGCGGUGGCGGCCCCGCCGGCGACUCGCCCCUGCUCAUCCCCAAAGGCACCGGCGUGGGGUUCUCGGCCUACCACAUGCACCGCAGCCAGGAGAUCUACGGGCCUGACGCGGAGGCGUUCCGACCCGAGCGGUGGGCGGGGCCCGAAUUGAAGAAUCUCGGGUUCGCCUUCAUGCCGUUUCAUGGUGGGCCACGGAUAUGUCUGGGAAAAGACUUUGCUCUCACCGAGGCCUCGUUCGGGCUGAUCCGACUGAUCCAGGCGUUCCCGAACCUCCGCAAAGCACCCGAUGCGGCGGAUGUGAUGCCCGGCCAGGAAACGCAGACCCUCACGCUCGUCGUCUCGAGUGCGGAGGGGUGUAAGGUGCAGCUCAAUUGAGGUGUUGACCGGGGUGACUCCGACUGACCACGGGGCUUUUUUUCUUUCUUUCUUAUCUUCUUGCUCACCCUUCAGAUCGAGUCGGUGGUUGAUGUUUUGCGGAGAGUCAACUGUGGCGUUUUUGGAUGACUGCACUUAGAUAACAUCGGGGAACUGAAUGUAGUCUGCUGGAUGCGGGUGCCAAAGUGGGCCAAUUCCACAUGAUCAUCCUGCAGAUUGAUAGAUGGUGGAAUGUGGCUGGCAGCGGGGAACCGCUCGGCAUGCGGGAUUGAUGAUUGACCCAGACUGAUAAUGCGAAAAACCUUUUCCAAUCGAAUGUAUCUCUCAUUCCCGAACUCUCUGACAGCGACUCGAUCACGCUCGUCAUGUCUCCACGCCAAAUCGACUAUUUAUCC
Molecule: messenger RNA, 1925 nt
Organism: Aspergillus brunneoviolaceus CBS 621.78
Lineage: Eukaryota; Fungi; Ascomycota; Eurotiomycetes; Eurotiales; Aspergillaceae
Product: cytochrome P450
Exons: 7
Coding region: 1-1530 (509 amino acids)
Molecular function (GO): heme binding; iron ion binding; oxidoreductase activity, acting on paired donors, with incorporation or reduction of molecular oxygen, reduced flavin or flavoprotein as one donor, and incorporation of one atom of oxygen
Source: RefSeq, a predicted model, not a curated record